This is a messenger RNA of Pieris napi, 3634 nucleotides long. It is a transcript of the gene Taz, whose product is annotated as tafazzin. Gene Ontology annotation, cellular component: mitochondrial membrane. The record is from RefSeq and is a predicted model, not a curated record. The transcript is spliced from 4 exons. NCBI's taxonomy places the organism in Eukaryota, Metazoa, Arthropoda, Insecta, Lepidoptera, Pieridae. The coding region runs from base 125 to 1021 and encodes 298 amino acids. Gene Ontology annotation, biological process: inner mitochondrial membrane organization; cardiolipin acyl-chain remodeling. Gene Ontology annotation, molecular function: 1-acylglycerophosphocholine O-acyltransferase activity.
AUUCAAGUCCAAUCGAAACAAGGUUGGGUUCGUCGGAGUUUGUACCAGGAUUAUAAUUAAAAGUUUAUUAAUUUUAUAACAACAAUGUGUUUAUAGUGUGUAGUGAUUGUGUGCUCGUGAAACCAUGGGCUACGACAUUGGGUGGCUAAUACCGCGACUCCGGAAUCCGGGUAGACUGUGGUAUUGUGCCAGCUCAAUCACAGUCGCAGUUGUUGGCCUCUUCAGCAAGAUUAUUGUAGAGUUCCUGAACAAGACUACAGUGUACAAUCGCGAAGCCCUGGCUCGCGCGGUGCACCGACCCCGUGAGGUGCCACUGCUUACUGUCUCCAAUCACCACUCUUGUUUUGAUGAUCCGGGACUCUGGGGUGUGCUGGACACAGGCACGCUAGUGAGGGGCUCGCGCAUGCGCUGGUCAUUAGCAGCACACGACAUUUGCUUCACGAACGCGUUACACGCUGCAUUUUUCGCGCUAGGAAAAUGUGUACCCGUUGUACGCGGUGCUGGAGUGCACCAGCCUGCUAUGGACUUCUGUGUUGAGCGGCUCUGCAGUGGCGAUUGGGUGCAUAUAUUCCCCGAAGGAAGGGUUAAUGUAGAAAAAGAGCAUAUUCGUUUCAAAUGGGGAGUUGGUCGACUCAUAAGCGAGAGCGCCGCGCGUGGUCGUCCGCCGUUAGUUCUACCAGUUUGGCAUGAAGGGAUGGAUCACGUACUUCCCAAUACAGAGCCAUAUCGACUGCGUGCACGCAACCACGUCUACCUCUGCGUUGGUGAGCCCAUUGCUCUCCAUCCGCUGCUUGACAGACUUAAAAGCACGAACGCGAGCGAGGAAGAAACACGGCGAGUAAUAACAGAACGAAUACAAGAGGAGUUGUGGCGUCUCCGCGACAAAGCGCAUGCGCUCGUCCGACGAGCAACGGGCCGCUUAUUGGAGGACACAACCGUCAUUCCCAAUGGGAAACAACACAACACACCAACACCAGAACCCACGCCCAAGGAGUGUCUCGAAAAGGAGAAGGAACUGUAAGACCCUUCAAGGACCGCGCUGGACGCGGAUUCACGGCAUGCGCCAAGUAACAUUGUCUUGCACAAUCCUCGUAGUUAAGAGAUAAUUUAUACCCUCAAACCCAAAGACUACAGAGAAUUGACUGAGUUCCUCUUGUGAGCCGAGUGAGAUGAAUUGUUGUAUAUAAUUUCCAGUGUUUUAUCGGAAUAAUCAUAUCAGUAAGCGUAUGUACCGAUGUUUUAUAAACCUUUACACGGCAAAGUUUAUAUAUAGGGUUAGAAUAUACAGUUGAAAAAUUAAUCGAUUUUACCACAGACACAGUCUUCUACGUGUUCCUAAACGUCAAGAUCAGUUUUUGACUUGAACGCAUAGAUUUUCUAUAUUCGAAUACGUAUUGUAGCUUGACUGUGAUUGGUCCAGAGCUGACCAAUCACAGCCCGCAAUCUAACGAUUCGUUUUUUAAACGUACAUUCUAACGUACGUUGCCUUUCUUUGGCCUGGGGCAUUUCUUCUAAAAGGCAACUGGAUAUAGAAAAGUUUUCGUCGUAAACAUUUUGGUAGCAAAAAGAUCACUAUUUCAUUUCAGUAAAUGCGAACCGUAAAGGUAACAUAACCAUUUCUGUACUAAUUAUGUUUAAUCUAUUUUUGAUGGUAUAUUUUUAAAUUUAACCUUUUGAGCCUAGUGUUAAACUGUACUUGACAGUUCUCAGACUACGUUAUAAUAGUCCGAAAACUGACAAAAAAAUAUUUUAAAUUUUAAUAUAUAAAUGUUACCGUGCACAAAAACAUAAAUUUUAUUUCGAAAUAAAUGAUAGAUUGUCAAUUGUCAAUACUCGGGUAAACAAAAAAUCUGGCAAGGCAGUAAUUUUUAUCGUGUUUCACAAAAUUAGUAAAUAUUGUCCUUGCAUGUGGUUUGCGGUUCUGACGUCAUGGCGAAGUGGGAUUUCCAAGCAAAAACUAAUUUAUCCUAUUCUGCUACUGAACAGUUGGCCUAGUGACUUUAUCCCCAGGUGUGAAUCAAUGUACUUUUAGUCUGUGUGGUACUCGCUCGUAUGGUGAAGGAAAACAUCGUGAGGCAUUCCAUAGACGGAAGAAAGUGUCAGGCACAGAAGGCUAGAGAAACAGAUAGAGAAAUCUGUCUUACUGUCCCAUAUUUUAAUACUUGAGUCCCGUCAAUGUCACUCAGAAAUGGAGUUUAGCUUUAAGAUUUCUAGUAUUAUAUUGGUGUUUUGUAUGUGUGUGACACGGUGACGUCAUUAAUAGACGUUGUAAUGUGAUUUUGGCAACUAUUUUAUAAUAAAUGUUUUAGAUGUAGGAUAUAUUUUUGUUGAAAUUUUCCUUGUUCCAAAUUAUUUUUUACCGUGUUAAUAGUUGUUAAACUUGAUUGUAGAGGAUGUUUUGGAUCGUCUAACAAUUACUUAACGUAUUAUAGAAGAUUAAAAUUGCUAGUUUCAAGUCCACUUAACCAUAUUGUGCUAACUAUUUAAUUAACAUAUGAACAGUCAGUUAAAUAACCAAAAUUGUGGUAAUUACAUAGUAAUAAUUAACCCUCAUUUAUUCCUUCAAACACUCAGCUGUACAAAAGAUAACUGACACGCACUUAAAAUUUUACACUAAAUAAUUAUAUAAAAAUAUUAUUUUUUAUUCAUAGAUUUUUGAUGCUAAAAAACAAUCGAUUAAUUUAAAAAACCGAUUUUAUAUACAGAAUUUUUUUUAGUUAGACGCAACUCCGGCAGCAAAAAUCACUUGGAGGGUUCAAUCAAGGUCCCCAAGACACCUACAUAAUCAGUAUCAUCAAAUUCGUGCGACGUAAUUCUAAAUCCAAUUCCCCUCCAUCUCUCUCUAUCUUGAGCAUUUUUAUCUCAUAUUAUCUAUCAAUUCUAUGCCUGGGUUUCCUCAGUAAAUCUCCUAUAAUAACAUAAAAAGGAAAGAUUUUUCGUUUGGUUUGUUUUAGACUUUAAAAACCAUGUGUGUCUGACAGAACUGACUGAUAACUGAUCAAAUAUAUGCACAAAUCUGGACUAUAUUAGAGUAAUUAUUAUGAUGACCCUCCAAAACAUCCUGUAUAAAAGAUAUCAGUAGAGCGAGAAGCGAGCUUUCCCUAGUGGCCACUUGGGUAAGAUUCAGAGUCUAGACUUAGCUAGGUAUACUCAUGUAUGUCAAAAUUCUAUGUUUGACAUAAGUCUACUCUCAAUGUUACCCUUUUAUCCCUAUGCUGUUUUUAGUAUUUUUACACUAUACCGUUAAUAUUAUUUAAGAAAUUUGUAAUAAUCAUGUUUUCAUUCCUAUGAAAAGUGUUAGCGCAAUUUAUUGUAUAAAAUGGUUGUGUAUUUUUUUAAUGAAGACAUUCCUCGAUGUUACCGUUGCAAUAAUCUUAUUUUUAAUUUAAAUACUAAGAAGUUCUUAAAAUAAGAGAGAUUUCUAUUUACUUAAGCAUCAAGAUGCUAAUUUUAAGUAAAUUAUAUUAAAUUAGAGAUUUUGCUUGUCUUUUUUAAGUGAAAUUUGUUCGUGCCCCUGAAAAGCUAUAAGUAGCAACACUGAAAAUAAUCUAAAAAUCCUAAAAUUCCUGUUAUUUCACUCGAUAGGGUCAUUUGUGAUAGCCAAAUCUUUAUAAUUCAAAGUUCUAAGUAGUCC